This is a messenger RNA of Trichoderma asperellum CBS 433.97, 213 nucleotides long. Lineage: Eukaryota; Fungi; Ascomycota; Sordariomycetes; Hypocreales; Hypocreaceae. The record is from RefSeq and is a predicted model, not a curated record.
UUUAAUUAUAUUAUUAACCUACCCCUUUUUAUUAAACCCUUUAUAAAGGUAAAAUAUAAUAGUAUUUUUAUAGUAGUUUACUGCUUUUUAAAAGAAAUACACUUCCUGCUGUAUAAUAAAUUAUAUAUAGUAGAAGACUUUGCUUAUACUUAUAUAAGAAUAAUUGCUGUAAAUUAUAGACUACUGAAAGAAAUAAUAUUAGAUAGAGGAUAA